CCUGGCUCCCCGCGAUCCGUUUUCUGUCAUUGCCAUUUAUUGAAUUUCGCGCGGCAUCGCAGAGUAGAGUAGUGGUCGUCGCGUUUCAGCGUUAUCGCGGAAGUAUAUGAAUAGGAGGGGUUUUCGACGCUCACAAGCGCUUGUGAGUUAAUCUGAGUCAGAUCAACCUGAGUUAGAGAGAGAGUCAAGUACAGUGCGCCCGCGGGAGUGAUUUCACCAUCGGUGACAACCAGUAGACGACGUGAGCGGACGAAGUGAUGGCGGCCCUUAAACGUAUCACUAGCUUAACAAGGGCACUCGCGACGAUAACGUCUACGUCGCGACCCUGCCUUCAGCAUGCCACGAGGAAGACCUUCUUUACGUACGUGAACGAGCCCUCAAUGCCGAUCCCCGACAAGAAACCCUGCUGGUUAAAGACCGCCGAUGAGGCCAUCGUACAGGCCGAACUCGACUCAGAUCAGGUGGUGUACGUUCAGGGUGCGGCGGCAACACCCGUUGAAUUACUGAGAGCAAUGACCGACUACGGGGUAAGCUGCGAUGUAAGAAAUGUCCGUUUAUACCACAUGCAUCUCGAGGGACCAGCCCCGUUUGCUAAGCCAGAAAACGCAAAGCAUUUUAGAUCAAUUAGCUUAUUCAUCGGUGGUAACGUGCGAUCCGCGGUGAACACAGGCAACGCCGACUGUGUUCCCAUUUUUCUGCACGAGAUUCCGCGCCUCUUCAAGGAGGGCUAUGUAAAGCCUGACAUCUCUCUGAUCCAUGUGUCUCCACCGGAUGAAAAGGGUUACUGCUCCUUCGGUACCAGUAUAGACUGUGCUCGGUCCGCUGUGAGUUAUUCUAAACGUGUCAUAGCUUUAGUCAAUAAAUACAUGCCUAGGACCUUCGGCGACGCUCUCAUUCACGAAAGUCAUUUGGAUUUUGCCGUGGAACAUCACAUACCAUUGCCAGUUCAUCCGAUGAAAGCGCCUUCCGAGGCUGAGCAGAUGAUCGGUAAACAUAUCGCUGAGAAUUUGGUGGCAAAUGGUGCCACAUUACAGCUGGGUAUCGGCAGUAUACCUGAUGCCAUAUUGUCGUUGUUGGGUAACCACAAGGACUUGGGUAUUCACAGCGAGAUGUUCAGCGAUGGCGUAGUGGAUCUUGUGAACAAGGGUUGCAUCACGAACAAUAAGAAGACGAUACACCAGGGCCGAAUUGUUGGCUCAUUUUGCGUGGGUUCAGAAAAGCUUUACGAAUUUAUGGACAACAAUCCUUUCAUAGAGAUGCUGGCGGUAGAUUACGUUAAUGAUCCCAGAAUAAUUGCCAAGCAACCGAAAAUGACAGCCAUUAAUUCGUGUAUCGAAGUGGAUAUUACCGGUCAGAUCUGUGCGGACAGUAUUGGUACGAAAAUGUAUUCCGGUUUUGGUGGACAGCUAGAUUUUAUCACAGGCGCCGCGAUGAGCGAAGAUCGACAAGGAAAACCGAUCAUAGCACUUCAAUCAGUCACCUCUAAGGGCCAAAGCAAAAUACAACCAGUUCUAACAUCGGGUGCUGGAGUAGUCACCAAUAGAGCGGUGGUGCGAUAUGUAGUGACAGAGCAGGGAAUUGCCAGUCUAUUUGGCAAGAGUCUUCAGCAACGUGCAUAUGAGUUAAUUCAGGUGGCUCAUCCCGAUCAUAGAGAAGCGCUCGAGAAAGCAGCGUUCGAACGCCUAAAAGUAAUGCCCGCCCCAUAAAUUAAAAAGCGCAUGAUGUAGGAAACAUAUUUAAUAGCAUUCUACAAUCAGUUUCCCAUGUGCUUUAACCAUGUACAACGGCUAACUAUCAAAAUGUCUUCUUGUACGACAUUGUACAUGCUCUCUUACUAGAAGACAAUUCACUGGCCUUCUAGAAUAAAGGAGAAAGAGAGAGAAGAGAAGAGAAGAGGAGAGAGAGAGAGAGAGAG
Messenger RNA from Mycetomoellerius zeteki, 1915 nucleotides. Its product is annotated as 4-hydroxybutyrate coenzyme A transferase. Bases 258 to 1706 code for a protein of 482 amino acids. Gene Ontology annotation, molecular function: acetate CoA-transferase activity. The transcript has 6 exons. Gene Ontology annotation, biological process: acetate metabolic process. Lineage: Eukaryota; Metazoa; Arthropoda; Insecta; Hymenoptera; Formicidae. The record is from RefSeq and is a predicted model, not a curated record. Gene Ontology annotation, cellular component: mitochondrion.